Messenger RNA from Lobosporangium transversale, 1475 nucleotides. RefSeq lists its product as hypothetical. Lineage: Eukaryota; Fungi; Mortierellomycota; Mortierellomycetes; Mortierellales; Mortierellaceae. The transcript has a single exon. Gene Ontology annotation, molecular function: DNA-binding transcription factor activity. Bases 310 to 1335 code for a protein of 341 amino acids. Gene Ontology annotation, biological process: regulation of DNA-templated transcription. The record is from RefSeq and is a predicted model, not a curated record.
UUUUUUAAAAAUAAUUUACCAUAAACAGACAAGAAGAACACGGAAUACUCUCGACAAGAUUUGCUUGGGUUUAGCAGUUUGGAUCUUGUCGCUGAUUCGACCGAACUCACCACUUCUUUGUUUGACGAUUGGCUUUCCGGUGAUCUGCAGCAAGCUGGCUUUAGCGGCGACGAUUCUUCGUCCGACUCGGACUCUAGCUGCCAUAGCCAUAGCCCUGUUCUCUCCCUCAAAAGUGAUUCGCCUGCUCUCGGAUUUGAUUCCAUUACCUCGGACGCAGACUUGAUUCACUCGCCUACAUUUGGAUCGACUAUGGGUUUCUUCCCCGAUAUCAACCUCACUGCCAGUCGCUUGUUCGCAAACCUCAACGAUGGUACUAAUAUUGACACGAACUCGCCCCUUAAUGCCUCCGCCAACAACCAUGUCGUUGCUACGACAGCCACAGAUGCAAGCAAUAUUAACAGUGCAGCAACUACAUCAUCCCCCAUGAUGCCUUUGACCCCCGAGGCUGUUCGACAAGCCGCUAUUGCGCUCAACAUCCCAUGGAGCAAAGCGUUGGAAGAAGCUGUGUUGGCACAGUCAUUGUUGGCAUCUCUCCCUAUGACUUUGCCCAUUAUGACAACGCCCCUUAGACAGUCCACGACGCCGUCACAACCAACGACGCCCCCUCAGUCCAAUGCCACUGUUACUUCCAUUGCCAACAUGGUGCCUAAACAAGGCGCUAGUAUUAAUGUCGCUCACGACAGUACCAUGGAUAUAUCCCCUCCAUGCACGCCUGUGAUGUCCACAAUCUCAAGCCUGUCUCCCCUGUAUACCCAACCUAUGGGGAGCCCUUCAUCCUCUUCCUUGGCCAGUCCCUUGUCACCGACGAUGACAAUGGCGACUACGAGCCCAAAGUCAUCAGCACCGUCUACUCCGAGGCUAUCUAUUUUGAGUAGCACACAGACUCGUUUGCCUAUUGGCAAUAGCAACACCACGAUCCAGGCAACGACCUACAAGAGUACUUACAGGACUGCAUCGCUUUUCAAGCGAAAUCGUGAGUUGGAGCAACCCCCAUCGGUUUUGGAUGGCAAGGACCUUUCAGAGCUGGAUGAGGUGGCAUUGAAGCGAGCCAAGAACACGGAUGCAGCCCGUCGAUCUCGUCACAAGAAGUUGGUUCGGAUGGAAAGUCUUGAGCAACGUGUUGCAGAAUUGGAGGUUGAGAACUCGAUGUUCGAGUCAAAGUUGAAUGAAGUGGAAUUGGAACGGUCCUUGUUGGCGGAUAAGGAUCAGAUGCAACAGGCUCGUAUCCAGGAGCUUGAGCAAAUGCUUGCAUCUAUGCGGGAAAAACAGUAUUAAAAAAAAAAAAAAAAAAAAAAAAACAUAAGGUCAUUAGAACUCUCCUUUCUUUCUCAUUUCAUUCCUAUUAGCAUUGAUCAUUAUACAUGUAGUCUAUUUUGCAUAAAAGUAAAAGAUAAAAAAGACAAAAAAGUAUACAU